Molecule: messenger RNA, 3498 nt
Organism: Seriola aureovittata
Lineage: Eukaryota; Metazoa; Chordata; Actinopteri; Carangiformes; Carangidae
Gene: lhx6a
Product: LIM homeobox 6a
Exons: 9
Coding region: 703-1830 (375 amino acids)
Biological process (GO): regulation of transcription by RNA polymerase II; forebrain neuron development; neuron differentiation
Cellular component (GO): nucleus
Molecular function (GO): RNA polymerase II transcription regulatory region sequence-specific DNA binding; DNA-binding transcription factor activity, RNA polymerase II-specific
Source: RefSeq, a predicted model, not a curated record
UAAACGGCAAUUGGGUUUUUCUUUUUCCUCUGGCAGCCGCUAUACAUGCCUGAGAUAUCAAACACACACCAGCAGAGUUUGAGUAAGUUUCUGUCCAAACUGUGUCCACCCUUCUCACGCAUAUGAAACUCUUUCCUCGCCCUCCCCCUUCUUUAACCAGAAGGCAGGCCAGAGAGCCGCGCAAACUUUCACUGCAGCUCUGCACAGACACCCUGCUUCUCUUUCUGUUGCGCUCUCGUCGUCUUUGCAGCCCUGCAGUCUCCCCCCUGCACCUAUGAAGCCUCGGAGUAAAAGCUGCCAGCCCCUCAAUUUGAUUCACUUCCUGUAGUCAGACUCCUUCCCAAAAGUGGAGAGAGAGAGGGGUGGGGUGGGGGGGGGAAACGGGGAAAGGAAGAAAUCUUUCUGUUCUAAAUAAGGCUCUCUGAGGAGCAGCAAGCGACUCCUCGGCUCUGCACAGCUUCAAAACUUUUGUAGUGUUUUGUAUGAGUGGCAGUGAGACGCAUCGCGCACAGCAGUGUGUUUCAAACAGAGAAAACAGUUUUGCGCUAAAGAAAAAGCAAACCCGUGCGUCAGUUAAAGGCUGCACCAGAAUCCAUGUAUUGUACGGAUGGUACAAGUUUUGACGCCCAUCGCCGACUCUUUCCCUGAUACCACGCACCGAGUUUGGAGACACUACUGUACGCUGUGAGACCGCAGGGGUUCAUGUACUGGAAAAAUGAAGUUUUGUCCCCUCUCUCAGAGGGAAAUAAGAUUCUGUCCGACGGAAUUCCCACGAAGCAGGUGAUCUCUACGGAGCAUCAGAGUACACAGGGAGCCUCGCGCUGCAGUGUGGACUCGAAACACGCGCCAAUGUCUCAAUCGGACGGAGAAUCCCAGAGGUCCAACAUGGAGCGGGAGGACACUCGCUCGUCCCCGAGCACUCCGUCCACCCCCUCCGUGUGCUCGCCGACCUCCACCACCAGCUCGGUGCCUUCCACCGGGAAGAACAUGUGCGCCAGCUGCGGUCUGGAGAUCCUCGACAGAUACUUGCUGAAGGUGAACAACCUGAUCUGGCACGUGCGCUGUCUGGAGUGCUCGGUCUGCAGGACGUCACUACGUCAGCACAGCAGCUGCUACAUCAAAAACAAAGAGAUCUUCUGUAAAAUGGAUUAUUUCAGUAGGUUUGGUACUAAGUGUGCCCGCUGUGGGCGGCAGAUAUACGCCAGCGACUGGGUGCGGCGCGCAAGGGGAAACGCAUACCACUUGGCAUGUUUUGCGUGCUACUCAUGUAAGAGGCAGCUGUCCACGGGAGAGGAGUUUGGUUUGGUGGAGGAGAAGGUCCUGUGUAGGAUUCACUACGACACCAUGGUGGAGAACCUCAAACGAGCGGCUGAGAGUGGCAAUGGUAUCACGUUAGAAGGAGCAGUUCCAACAGAACAAGACAGUCAACCCAAACCGGCUAAAAGAGCACGGACAUCCUUCACUGCAGAACAGCUACAGAUCAUGCAGGCUCAGUUUGCCCAGGACAAUAACCCAGAUGCCCAGACACUACAGAAACUAGCCGACAUGACGGGCCUCAGCAGGAGAGUUAUACAGGUGUGGUUUCAAAACUGCAGAGCAAGACACAAAAAGCACACGCCCCAGCACAGUGGGGCUCCGCAAGGUCAUCCCCAGUCCAGGAUACCCUCGUCCCUGCCCGAUGAGCUGCAUUACUCCCCCUUCGGCAGUCCUGAGCGUGCGCGCAUGGUGGCCCUUCACGGGUACAUUGACAGUCAUCCCUUCUCUGUGCUGACUUCUCAGAGUCUCCCUCACCAGGCCAUGUCGCUGCCCCAGCUCCCCCUCAGCCGCUAGCACUCCACUAUGAACCUUAUGACCCCUAACCUCCGGACCCUAACCCUUGAUCUCCCAUCAGUGACGUCUACCGACCUGACCUGGAGGUCAAGCAGGAGUCAGCCUGGAGAAAAGACAAAUCUUACAGGAGCUCUGCCCACUUGGAAACAGAAAAAGAAAUGUUUUUUUUUUUUUUUGGUUGGUUUUUUUUUCUCUCCGAGGACAUGAAUAUCCCACCUGCAUCCAGUCUGACAAAAUGAUCAUGAAGCAUUUAUCAUUAGCAGGAACUCACAGACUAUAUUUUACACCGCCAAAAGGACCCAUUUUGCUUCAAGUGUACAGCAUCCUCCACUUUACUCAUCCACCCUCUGACUUAAAGGUGGAGGGAGUUGUAAAGGGAUGAGACUGAUCAGGGAAGCAGGACUGAAGCCUCUCGAGUGCUGUCAGAAAACUGAAGAUAAACAAAAAGGGGAAAAUUUAAGGGGGGACUGUCGUUGUGGCCCAAGGGCCAGACACACACAGUACACCACAUUAGAGGUAAGACUCCUCCCUCUUUUCUCUCUAAGCAACCAUGAAGGAAAGCUAAACGUAAACAAAAUAUGUUGAAAUAUGUCCUUUAGGAAUGACAUAGUGACUUUAUGACAUCUCAAAAAACAGAAACUUCCCAGCUACAUUUUUGGUAAAUUUUCCACUGAAAUGACGUGUAGAAUUAGAUUUUUUGUUAAAAGAUGAAAACAUUGUGUGCCUUAUCUUUUCCAUUAUUAAAAGAAACAGUAGUUGUUUACAGCAGUUAAAUUCUAGCCUGUAAUUCAUCACUAAAAAGAGAUUUGGACUUUUUUUUUUAUUUGCAUGUGUAGGAGAAAUUAUAAGAAUUUCCAUUGGAAUCUUCCAUUUGUAGAAAAUCACAAAUGUAUUGUAGCAUGUUCACUGCUUAUCAUGAAGGAAAACCACAAAGCACAAUGUCUGGGGUUGCGUAUUGGUAAAUCAUGGCUGUAAGAUUAGAGGCAGGAGCUAACAGAUUUCAAGAUCCACAAUCCUGUUACAUUUCUUCAAACUGACAUAGAAACAGAGGGAAGUCUGACAUGAGAAUACUUGUCAAACUACACAUUCCUACAAAACGUGUUACAUAUUUUCAGAUUUCCAAACAGGUGCAUUGUCACUAAUUUAUGAUUUUUAAGUUGUUCGUUCAGCCUCUGUGUGCAUGUGUCUUUCGUACAAGGAGGGAAAUGGAGUAUUGGUACAAAAUGGACAAUAUAAAACAGACUGGGUUGUACAUAGUAAGAUGUGUGUGUGUGUGUGUGUGUGUGUGUGUGUGUGUGUGUGUGUGUGUGUGUGUGUGUGUGUGUGUGUGUGUGUGUGUAUGGGUGUAUGUGUGUGUGUGUGUGUGUGUGUGUGUGUGUGUGUGUGUGUGUGGGUGUAUGUGUGUGGGUGUGUGUGUGUGUGUAUUGGCAGUUGUAGAGAGUGUGCAUCUGUAUUUUAGUGCCAUGGCCAAUGUGUGAAGAACAGGAUCCAACAAGACCUCAAUGUCCUUGUAUUUAUUGAGAUGGUAAAUCCCUGUAAAGCACUUUUCCCCCCUCUGAAAAUGUUUUGUUUUGUUAAAAAAACAUGAAAUGAAACAAAAAGUUUAUUUGAUAGACUGUGCAUCAUAAAUGUUUUGUGUACUAAACUGCAAUAAAAUAGAAUGUGAUA